Chironomus riparius is the source of this 1568-nucleotide messenger RNA. NCBI's taxonomy places the organism in Eukaryota, Metazoa, Arthropoda, Insecta, Diptera, Chironomidae. The record is from the annotation of a GenBank genome assembly.
UUGUAAUAGAAAUGAAGUCAAAAAUUUUUGUGUUCAUUUUAUUUAUUUUAAAAUUUCAAGCAGCUUUUGGCCAGAAUGAGAAGCUCAACUGCAACUAUUUUCUAUCUGGAUCAUUCUACACCUGCUAUUUAACCAUAUCUAAUCCAAAUGGAUUUGAUGGUUUUGCUGGUGUAAAUGGAACUCAUACAGGAAGCUACACAGACAAUGAUGUUAAAAAUAUCACAAUUUACGUCAGUUCCAAUUCAGUCUCAACAAACAUUCCGUCAAUACUUUGUGAAAAGUUCAAGAAUGUUGCAACAAUUUCUUUAAAUAGAAUUGGAAUUAAGAAAAUUGGUGUCAAUUCUUUUAAGAGAUGCAGCAAGAUUCAGAGAAUAAAUUUAGAGAAUAAUAUGAUCAAUGAGAUCCACGAGCAGGCAUUUGCUGACAACUUGGAACUGCAGUUUAUUGAAUUUUCUGGAAAUAACAUGACGACAUUGCAUGAAAAUCUUUUUAAAAAUCUGACAAAAUUACUCAAUUUGGACUUUUGCUCAAAUUUGAUAUCGGAUCUGCCAGAAAAUAUCUUCAAAAAUUUAAAAAAUCUCAAAUCACUGUCGUUGUGCUGGAAUCAAAUCUCAUACCUCAAAUUCGGAUGGUUUAAAAUACUUGGAAAUUUACAAACACUCAAUUUAGGCACGAACAAAAUUGCCGUCCUUCAACAAGACAUCUUCAAACCAUUAUCAAGCACAUCAACUAUUUUAUUAAAUAACAACAAGCUCAAAGCCAUCCAUUGCGAAUCAUUUGGUGUUCAACCUAAAUUAACAACAAUCAAUUUGUAUGGAAAUGAAAUUUUCGCAUUUGAUGAGCAGUUUAUCGAUGACACAGGGAUUGUUUCUAUUUUUAUGACUGAUAAUGUCUGUAUCAGCAAAAAUAUUUAUGAUAGUACACAGGCUAGAGAGUCAAUGAGGGCUGAUUUGAAGAAAUGUCUUGAAAAUUAUCAGAAGCUGAUUACACGCAUAUUAAAAGCCCGAGUCAUAAGUCUCGAAGGCAAUGUUGAAGAAUUCAACAAAAAGUUCCAGGAUAUAACAAUUGAGAACAACUAUUUCUCUACAAAUAUUCAGCAUCUGCUAGAUGACAAUAAAUUAUUGCACUCUCAAAUCGCAAACUUAACUAAAGAGAGUCAGGAUCUCCGAGACAUCAACAGCGAGCAAAAUGUGAGAAUUUCAAAUCUUGAAGAAGACAAGCAAAAGCUUGAAGAAGCUUUGGAAAAAUUAGAAUCAACAAUAGAAGUUCUUUUAGAACAAAAUGAAGCUCUGAACUCAACGAUAGCUUUCCAAAAGGUCUUAAUAGAUGAGCUCAUCAAUGAAAUCAAAAGACUCGACAGUAAUAUGGAAGUCAUAGCAAGGAAAGGUGAUGAAUUGGAAGAAACAAUUGAAGAAUUUUUGCGCGAUCGAGAAGAAAUGGAUGAAAAAUUAAAAUCCAUCAUUAAAAUCUUUAAAAUAAUUUCUACAGAAAUGGAAUGUGCAAAUGGAAUCAACUAGUGAUUUCUUGUAGUUUAUUAAGUUUUAAUAAAAGUGUUUGGAUAAGUUUGA